GUGAGGCAGCGUCUGGGACAGAGAGAGCAAGCAGAGAGAGACAAAGGAAGGCAGAGGAAAGAGAGGAUAGGAAGAAGAGAGAGCAGCAUCAAAACUCAUUUGCACUGGCAUUCUGUCUUGGCAUACUGUGCUGCUCCCUUACUUUUACCUGCUCCUCCUGGCACCUUUAUUUUCAAUCCUGCUGCCCCCUAAUACUUGUCUUCCAUAUCUUUCUCACCCCGCAUGCCCUACAUUCCUCUGCACACACUAUUCAUGCUGAGAGCCCUGUUGCCCUCUGUAACGUGCUACCCAUCUGUUUCCUAUUCCCCCUUGAUUAGUCUGGACCCCCUCCACUCUCCCGUGUCCUGCUUUGCCCUCCUGCAGCAUUGACUCUCCCCCCCCUCCUCCUUCUGAACAUUCUACAUAUCGUGCUACUGACUAGUGAAGACAGUAUGGCUAUCGUGUAGCAACUUUUUGUAACAAGUCUCAGGAUGGUGCAGCACAAGACGGUGGUGGGCAACCAAAAAACUCCAGAUGCUGCCCCCGGGGGGCCCAGUUGGUGUAAGACCCCCAGUGGUCACAUAAAACGUCCAAUGAAUGCCUUCAUGGUAUGGUCUCAGAUUGAAAGGCGGAAGCUGAUGUCUCUGUGUCCCAACAUGCACAACGCCGACAUCUCUCGCAGUCUUGGCCAGCGCUGGAAGUUACUAGAGGACACUGACAAAAUUCCAUACGUCCGUGAAGCUGAGCGUCUGAGGCUCAAACACAUGGCUGACUAUCCAAACUACAAAUACCGUCCACGCCGACGCACACGGGACCCAACUGGCAGAACUCGUGCCAGGCUGCCCCGUACCACGUCUAGGUGCCAGCCUGCUCGCACGCCAUGCCAAUCGGAAGUGAAUUUGGGAUCCGGCAUGCACUGGGGAGAGGACAACCCCGGGUGGGGGGGGCACAAAGUUGGCCAAUCAGAAGAGACGCAGGUUCGGGAGUCAUCAGCACGCAGCCCAGAGUUGCCCCCCUACUCGUCUGCCCAGCCUACCCAUGCCCAUUCGUUACCAUCCUCCCCAGAGCCGGUCAAAGAAGACGAAGGUUUGGAGGAAAAGCUGCCAGGACUUUGCGUCCCCUUGGACAGGGAGUUACUGCCCCAUACUGGAUCCCAUUUCGAGUUUCCCGAUCACUGCACACCUGAGGUGGUGGAGAUGAUCUCUGGUAACGGUCUGCUGGACAGCGUGUCUGAUCUCGUCUUCUCCUACUGACCUAUCGAGAGAUCUCCAAAGCUCCGGCAGCAGGUAACACUCUGUGGAACUGCCCACAUUCCCCACCAACUAAUGACACGGUUGGUGUCACAAAGCCUUUUUUCUCUGCAGUCACUCCGAACCAACUUUGUUGUCUAUAUGAGAUACUGUGUCUCAGAAGAUUCUGAUGUUCCUCAGGGUGCUGUCUCUUUUCGGAUGCUGUCUCUCUGAGCACUCUCACUUCUGUUCCUCAAGGUGCAAUUUGCUGUCUUUAACUCUUGCUGUCUCUUCGAUCCCUUUCGGAAUGCUGUGUCGUGCACUCUCCUUGCAAUUCCAGUUCUGGCUGUCAAAUCAGAGUGCUCUUCUACUCUAUAGCUAACCAGGGCACUCUCUCUUGUGCUGAUUGUCUGUCUUAUUAUUCAACUCACUCGUCUCUUUGGCACACAGACAGACAGACACAUGCCAUCACACAUACUGCAUGUUACAUGGUAUGUCUGUCAGUGAACCUCGCCCCAAAUCCCAAAUUUAUAGGGGCCAAUUGUGAUCCCUGGAGUCCAUCCGGAGACAGAAAGCUCCAAUCCAGGUUCACAAGAGGCAGGGGCCACGAAACCUUCAAUAAACCUCAGGAGAAGACCCUUCAGCUUCCCCUUCCUCCACCACCACUGUAUAUCCUCAGGAGCUCUCAGGAAGUCUAAAUGACCUCAAAUCCCCCCAUAUAGAAGGGAUUGGAUAAGCCACUAUUCCACACCACUGAACCUCAUCACUGUCUGUAUAUGCUAAGCUCUGUCUGGCUUUGUGUCUCUCACCAGCU
Pelobates fuscus (common spadefoot toad) is the source of this 2022-nucleotide messenger RNA. Its product is annotated as transcription factor Sox-12-like. The transcript has 2 exons. Lineage: Eukaryota; Metazoa; Chordata; Amphibia; Anura; Pelobatidae. The coding region runs from base 471 to 1232 and encodes 253 amino acids. The record is from RefSeq and is a predicted model, not a curated record. Gene Ontology annotation, molecular function: DNA-binding transcription factor activity, RNA polymerase II-specific; RNA polymerase II cis-regulatory region sequence-specific DNA binding. Gene Ontology annotation, biological process: positive regulation of transcription by RNA polymerase II; cell differentiation; negative regulation of transcription by RNA polymerase II.